AGGCGACAGAUGGUAGCAGAACCUGAACAUAUUUUGGAGGCCUCUCUUCACCAGGCGGUCCUGCUUCUAUUUCUUUCUGCACGAGGACUUAUCUCUAGUUCGUACUAUGCAACUAGAACAUGGCGUGGGCAUGUGAAGUGCCCAGUAAGUUUGAAGGCAAGGCGGACACACGACAAUGACGAAUGGGGUAGAGGUGAAAGGACCGUAGUUGAGCUUGUAUGACUCUAUAUAGUUAGAUUACAGCUAGAGGACCAGUUUCUUUGUGGAAGGAAACGAGCAACGAG
Messenger RNA from Neurospora tetraspora, 284 nucleotides. RefSeq lists its product as uncharacterized. The transcript has a single exon. The record is from RefSeq and is a predicted model, not a curated record. Bases 10 to 222 code for a protein of 70 amino acids. NCBI's taxonomy places the organism in Eukaryota, Fungi, Ascomycota, Sordariomycetes, Sordariales, Sordariaceae.